This is a messenger RNA of Rotaria sordida, 561 nucleotides long. The record is from the annotation of a GenBank genome assembly. NCBI's taxonomy places the organism in Eukaryota, Metazoa, Rotifera, Eurotatoria, Philodinida, Philodinidae.
AUGGCCAAUUACGGACCUGCAUAUGGAUCACUAGCUGAAAAUCAAGCAAAGAUUUCAGGAAAGCGUAGUGGAGAACAGGAUCGUGAAGCUCAACAAUGGGUUGAAGCUGUCAUUGGAGAGAAAUUUCCAAAUUGUGCUUAUGACGAUGCACUUAAGGAUGGUAUUAUCUUGUGCAAAUUGAUGAAUAAACUUCAACCAGGUUCUGUCGGAAAGAUUUGUACAUCAGGUGGAGGUUUUAAAUUACGUGAAAAUGUGUCUGCUUUUCAAAAUGCUGCUCGUAAUUAUGGUCUACCUGAUACUGAACUUUUUCAAACAGUAGAUCUUUUUGAAAAACGUAAUAUUCCUCAAGUAACACAAUGUAUUCAUGCAUUAGGUCGACAUGCACAAAGAAAGAAAUUUAAUGGACCAGUACUUGGACCUAAAAUGUCUGACCCUACUCAACGUGAUUUUUCUGAUGAACAAUUACGUGCUGGACAAUCUAUGGUUGGCUUACUCAAUGAAGGCAUGAAUAAAGGUGCAAAUCAAUCUGGUCAAAAUUUUGGUUUAUCACGUCAUAUUUAA